CCAUGACAUCUCGGUGUUUUGCUUUUCUGUUCUGUUCUGCUUUGCUUCCUUCUCGCACCCUCCUCGCCCUGUUUAUUAUAUUCUAUUCUUAUCUGUGAUUCCUUCGCCGGCGCGAGAGAAUGCGAUCAACCGUUGCUGUGCAAUGAUCAAACUAUCCCACUUAAUUCGAAUCUUCGUCUUUUUAGUAAUUUCAGAAUGGGGCGCAAAGCAUGUCGAAGCGCAAAUGUUGGGGCAAUUCGGGCUUGCGCGACCAUCUCGAGGUGACCAAAGGCUGCGUGAGAGGCAGAACGGAAAUGGCAACGGGAAUAACAACAAUGGCAAUGGCAACAACAAUAACGGGAACAACAAUAACAACAACAACGGACCAAACAAGGAUGGAUUCAACAUAAUGAACGGACGGAUACUGACGCCAGGACUGGGAAUAGUACUUGCGCCUCAACCAUUCACGCCUAUGGGCGGUGAUUUCCUCCAUAUAGCUCUCGACGUCUCUGGUGAUGGCAAGCUCCAAGUUCCACCACGAAAUAUUGACGAUCCCUUGACCCAAGUAUUCAACUUCACUCUGUUUUUGACGUCAAACACCUUGUCCAAAAAUUUCACAAUCUCAAACAUAACCACCACGACUCCGCCCCUCGCCAACAUCAUGAAUCAAGAGUCCGGGCAAACGGUCAAACACAUCAAUUUCGAGUGGCCGGAUUGUUUAGUCGGUGAUGGAAACGAUGAGUUCAACACUACAGCUCGCGGCGAUUACAACAUCUCGAUCCACCAGAACUUCAGACUCAAUGGGUCGAGUCACUACAGUAUAUUCAAUCUUCCGAUUUCUGUCACCAACAGUAUCAGUCAGUUCCCUGGGGCCAGCCAACUGCUCACCAAACCUCCCCCGGGACCUCUCAGUACGACUGGAGGAAGAAUAAGUUGCGAUCUCAUCAACAAUCCCAUGAUAGACUUCGCUUCUCUAGUUGCGAGUGUGAACAACCCUCCAGGUCAACCAUACCAAGACAUCGCGAUCGAAACAUCACAGAGAACAGACGGCGGUCAGGUGGGCGGCCCUGGAUCCUCGAAUGGAGGCGGAGGAAGUGGUGGUUCGACCGGCAAUGGUGGAAAUGGUGGAGGAGGACAGGGUUCAAUUGGGACUGGGAACACUGGAAUUAAUGGCAACGGGGCUUUGGGAGCUGGCAACAAGAUGUUAAAGGUACGGUGGCCCAGCAUGUGGAGUAUGUUUUUUGUCACGGUUGCAGUCGUAAUGGCAGGUUGA
This is a messenger RNA of Periconia digitata, 1252 nucleotides long. The record is from the annotation of a GenBank genome assembly. Lineage: Eukaryota; Fungi; Ascomycota; Dothideomycetes; Pleosporales; Periconiaceae.